CUCAGUUUAGUUCGUGCGGCCCACUGCAACGGUUACCCAAUCUUCAAGUAUCGUAGCUUAGUUCGCUGCAAUAGUUGUGACCACACUUUCUGAAUUAUCUGUUUGUGAAAAUCUCUUUUUGAGAAAAAUCGAGAGCUGCUAAAGCAAGUAGCUUUAUAAUAUUAUUAACUUUAAUAUAGUACUGAAAACAAACAAUGCUCGCCAGCCAAACUAUGGAGAUGCAAGCCGAGGAAACCCCAUUGGCUCUCCAGCGUCUCUGGAGUUUGACCCGCGCUCGUCUCGCGGGAACUUCUACAGCUUCCGCAUUGAAUGAGGAACCAGCGCUUGUAGAAGAAACAUUAUCUUACGUGCAGAAGACGGAGGGAUCUUCAAAAGCAUUGGCACCCACAGCCAACGACUAUGAGAGUGACAGUGAAGAGGUUCAUGGAUUGGAAGUGGCUGAUGUGUACGAAGCGCCCUGCCAACGUUACUGGAGUAAUAAUUCGAGGGAUAAGGAGGUGUUACUCGAUGCCAGCACUUUAGGAGAUGUGCCCGCGGUCUACCGAGUACCGCCACUGGGUCCGCACCAGAUGCCGGUUAUCGGGGUGUACAUCGACCCCCGUGUCAGAACCGGCUUCAGAUAUAAAGUUAGACCGAUGCAGGCUCUAGAUGCUGCUCCAUUAUCAGUGAAGCCGAGGUAUUUAUUUGAUGGAAAGGCCCUUACUCUACAAUCAAUUGGUCGAGGAUAUGCACGACGAAUCACCUUCGAGCCCCAUGAUUGCACACUCAAUGAGAAUAACAAUUAUUUCUGGACUGACUCCAGGCCGGAAGGAUUUGUGUUUGAAAUAGAGGCUAUUUCCAUCGGAGACAAGUUUACUAUCUAUGAUGCUAAUCAUGAACCACAAGGAAUUUUGGAAGUCGUACAACAGCAGAAAAACCAAAUUGAACUGGAUCAAAAAAUUUACGAUGAUGGAGCAAUUGUUAAAAAAGUGAAGAUCAAUACACUAUGCAAAGUUGAGUGGUAUGAGAAUGAUGGUGCUACAAAACUAGUCCCAGUCACUGGUAUUGCUAUUCUCAAGAAAGGACGAGGCAACGCGGUAAUAGAGAGGGUGGUAAACGUUGCUAUUGGUAUCAAACAAUUGAGGAAAGGAUACGAACUUAGGUCAGGCAUUGAAUCUUCGUCCAGAAGGAUCACAGUCAACGGAGGCGACAUCAAAGACAUUCCAUGCCAAUACUGUGUUGUUGGUCUCGAGAAAUAUGAGCUUCCCGUUAUAGGAACAUAUGUUGAUCCACGUAUCAUCCCUGGCUUCCAUUACCGCGUGAGGCCUGCUGGCAGUCGGCGCCAUCUUUUCGAAGGCCGCAGCCUGUUACUGCAAUCUGUCGGCAUGGGUUACGGCAAACGCAUUACCUUCAAGUCUGACAGCCUAAACUCUCCUGACAACUACUUUUGGUCAGACUCACACCCAGAGGGUAUGGGCAUAGAGACUCGAGCCAUACAUCCUGGCAUGAAAUUCACUAUUACCGGAAACGGGGGUCUUUUGGGAGAAGCAAGCGUGUUCCGAGCUGAUUUACCACAAGUUGAAGAGAAGACAGUAUUUGUAGAUGUACCCAACAAACGCGGAAAGACUGUGGAGAAGUACGUGCACGUGGAUGUCACCUGUCACGUGAAACUGGCGACAACAGGCGGAGGGUCUGUGGACUCUGAAGUACAUCUGAUGAAGGUGUCAGGGGUAGCACUCCUGCGUAAAGAGUCUGGAAGUUCUGUAGCAAAACUUGUAAAAGUUUUCAAUGUAGGAUUAGAUUCUCAAUUGAACUUGUUGUUCGCACACUCACAAACAGAGCUCACCUUCCAUCCUCUUCCCUAAGUUGCUACACAAGACCUGAAUGGUAUUGCAACACUUGUGGCAAUAAUGCCGGUAUCACAGUGUUGUAAUCCCAAAAAGACUCACCUGGCGCGCCAGAGGCUCCGUCGAACGUCAAUCGAUUUGGUCAAGAGUUUUUGCAACCGAAGGAAGACUUUGUCUAUUGUACUGUGGCAUAAUGGUUUGCUUGUAUGACUCGGUUGUAGAGUGGUUUCAAUAUGUCAUCAAUGAAACAUCUGAAAGGUCUAAAUCCUAUCCAUCGGUUAUUAGGUACCUACUACCUAUUCGAAUAUUACAACAUAAGAAGUAGGACUAAUAAAAUAUUUCCAAGGUAUUAUUAUUCUAUUAAAUGAAACUGAAAAAUCAUUGUUAAUUAUGUUGACUGUCAGUAUUUUAUUUAACAAUUAAAACCAUAAUAUAACAAUUAAUAAAUCAGAUAUCAUUGAAGAGA
This is a messenger RNA of Achroia grisella, 2292 nucleotides long. RefSeq lists its product as uncharacterized. Lineage: Eukaryota; Metazoa; Arthropoda; Insecta; Lepidoptera; Pyralidae. The transcript has 8 exons. The record is from RefSeq and is a predicted model, not a curated record. The coding region runs from base 195 to 1844 and encodes 549 amino acids.